AGUUAAAGGGGAAUCACAGGGGAAUCUCUAGAGUUUGGGCCUGGAGGACAGACCGCUGCCUCAACCCACCCCCAAAUCUCAGCAUGGGGGCCUCCUAUGGCAAGAAGAAGGCGUACAACAUUGAGCAGCAGAGUGUGAAAAAUGGAAAACACAUGAAUGGAGUGGCUUCAGCAUACGCCGAUAUCCAAUGGGAACAGCCCCAUCAACCGAAAAACCCAGAUCCAUUUGGUUACCCUCAUCGCGAAAUCCCCCCGCUGGCCAGUUACGCACCUCAGCCUGAUUACAUGACAGGGGACGAUGAUCUCAUCAAACCCAAAAAGCUGAUUAAUCCAGUGAAAGCCUCUAAAAGCCACCAGGAGCUUCAUCGGGAGUUGCUGUUGAACCAUAAAAGAGGUGCUGGUGUGGAGAAUAAAUCUGAACUGCAGCGUGUGCUGGAGCAAAGGAAGCGAGAGCAGAUGAUAAAGCAGAGAAAGCUAGAGGAGGAGGCCAGGAGGAAGAUCUCUCCACUGGAACAGGAGCUUCUCAAAAGACAGCAGAAACUAGAGGAGUUGGAGAAGGAGCAAGAAAAGCUUGAGGAAGACAACUGCAAUGCGCCGGAGUUUGUUAAAGUGAAGGAGAACCUGAGACGAACGUCAUUUACAAGUUCUGGAGAAAAGGAGGUGUAAACAGACUGGAUGUAUACGUGUGUGUUUGUGCACAGCCAGUAACAUAGAGACCUGCUGCAGCUCCUAAACAACAUCAACACGACUGCGCUUUUCGGUUUCCAGUCUCACACCAACCAUAUCUUCAUCCCCGGCAGGUUCAGAGAGGCCAGAGAUGAGGACCAAAAAACCCAAAAAGAGCCUCUGCAGCAUCAGAAUGUAAAGCUCGAAGGGGUUUUUGGGAGACUGUAUUGUUCUGGGAUGGACCGGAUGGAUUAAAGAUGAACUGUCCAGGGAUGCGUUUCCUAAACAGUGACGUAACUCACAGCUGAACUACUAUAGUAUGAUGCAUCGUUUGGGAAAUGAACGAUGUAGUGACGAGUGUUUCCCAAAACCGUAGGUGCAGUGUCGCACUGUCCGUCAUUUGAACCCUGUUAGUUAUAACGUAAAAGGUCCGUUAUGAUGCUCUAAAUGGGGCAGAAUAACAACUUUUUUUAACAUCUUUUAUUAAAUCCAAUUUUAGUUUUAGUGCUGGGCAAAGAUUAAUCAUGAUUAAUCG
Messenger RNA from Danio rerio (zebrafish), 1200 nucleotides. The record is from RefSeq and is a predicted model, not a curated record. Lineage: Eukaryota; Metazoa; Chordata; Actinopteri; Cypriniformes; Danionidae.